Messenger RNA from Budorcas taxicolor (takin), 3273 nucleotides. RefSeq names its product SECIS binding protein 2 (gene SECISBP2). Gene Ontology annotation, biological process: selenocysteine incorporation. Gene Ontology annotation, cellular component: ribonucleoprotein complex. Bases 84 to 2618 code for a protein of 844 amino acids. The transcript is spliced from 18 exons. The record is from RefSeq and is a predicted model, not a curated record. Gene Ontology annotation, molecular function: ribonucleoprotein complex binding; selenocysteine insertion sequence binding; mRNA 3'-UTR binding. NCBI's taxonomy places the organism in Eukaryota, Metazoa, Chordata, Mammalia, Artiodactyla, Bovidae.
AGGAGGACUGUCGCCCUUCGGUCCAGCCAUCCGACGGGGCGGCCACUGGCCUCCCCGGCCGGACCUCUCCCCAGCCGCCCGCCAUGGCAUCGGAGGGGCGGCGGGAGCCCGCGGCCGAGAGCAUCAAGUUGUCAGCAGAUGUCAGACCAUUUGUCCCCAAAUUUGCUGGGCUCAAUGUGGGAUGGUCAGAGUCUUCAGAAGCACGGGUUUUCCCCAGCUGUGCAGCCACCUCGUACUAUCCGUGUGUCCAAGAACUAGCAGUGCCUGAACAGAAACUCUAUACUGAUGAUAUGGCUUUUGGAGCUUCAGCUUUUCCAUCUCAAUAUUUCUCUGCUGAGAUCCCUCUUCAUCCAUAUGCCUACUCUCCCUACACCCUGCAGUCACCACAAAAUGUUUGCCCAGUGCCUGGCUCCCCAUAUGAUGACAACCAACCCAGUUGUUUUGGAGGUUUUCAAAGAGUGGAGCCACGAAGUGAGCACACGUGCCCUCUCCCACAAGACACAAAAGCUGUGUUUAAGAAGAAAACCUAUGAUGAACAAAAGUUUGACAGUAAGAAGACUGAUGGACCUGUAUCAUCUGAUUUAAAAUCAGUCAAAGGUUCACCUCAUGUGUCCAUUCAUGCUGAGAAUAGUUUGAAAUCAGAUGGUUAUUAUAAACGAACAGACAGGAAAUCCAGAAUCAUUGAAAAGAGUGGAUCUGCCUCCAAACCUGAGUUUGGAUUUACCAGGUUGGAUUUUCCUGAACUGCAGAGUCUAGAGAACAGUGAGAUACCAAAGAUACAAAAGCAGCCCAAGUGGGGGCCUUUACGCUCCACCUCUACUGACAUUUCUCUUCUCAGAGAGAUGGGGACACCCUCUGCAGGGUUAUCAGAGGGUGAAAUAGUGGUGAAAAAUAAUAAUCGGACUGAGUCUGUAACCGAUAAUGCUGUUACCAGUCCCUCUUCAUGUACAAGAGAAUUAUCUUGGACACCAAUGGGUUAUGUUGUUCGGCAGACAUUAUCUACAGAACUGUCACCUGCCCCUAAAAAUGUUACUUCCAUGAUAAACCUAAAGAUGGUUGCUUCACCAGCAGAUCCUAAAAAUGAUAGUAUGCCAUCUUCUGAAGUUUUAUCUUUGGAGCCUCCCUACAAAGAGAAACACGUUGUCCAUCUUACUGAAAAGUCCAAAGCAACACAAGGUGGCAAUCCUGAGCAAAAUGAAGCCUCAAGAAAGAAUAAGAAAAAGAAAGAAAAAUCUAAAUCAAAAUAUGAAGUCCUGACAGUUCAAGAGCCACCAAGGAUCGAAGAUGCCGAGGAAUUUCCCAAUCUGGCAGUUGCAUCUGAAAGAAGAGACAGAGUAGAGUCACCGAAAUUUCAGUCUAAACAGCAGCCACAGAAUAAUUUUAAAAGUAGUAGAAAGAAAAGCCAGAUUCCAGUACAGUUGGAUUUGGGAGGAAUGCUAACCGCACUGGAAAAGCAGCAGCACUCCCCGAAUGCAAAGCAGUCCUCCAAACCAGUGGUGUUCUCAGUUGGGGCAGUGCCUGUCCUCUCCAAAGACUCCAUGUCAGGGAAGAAGGGCCACCGCCUUGCCCAGGUGAAGACCCCGCACAACCCGUUAGACUCCACCUCCCCCAUGACGAAGAAAGGAAAGCAGAGGGAGGUCCCCAAGGCCAAGAAGCCAACCCCGUUGAAGAAGAUUAUUUUGAAAGAACGGCAAGAGAGAAAGCAGCAGCGUCUCCAAGAAAAUGCUCUGAGCCCAGCUUUUCCCAGUGACGAUGUGCAGGAUGUGCAAGAUGAAGAGAGCGGCGGUGACGACCAGCUCCUCAGGCCGCCUGUCGUGUUAGGGGAAGUGAAAGAGUCCGUGUCCUGUGUUCCUGUGGCAGAGAGCAAGUCAGAGGAGCAGCCGGGAGCUGAGCCCCAGAAGGAGACGGAGGCCUGCCCCAAGAUCCACAGCCGGCGGUUCCGGGACUACUGCAGCCAAAUGCUCAGUAAAGAAGUUGACGCCUGUGUUACGGACCUGCUGAAAGAGCUGGUGCGUUUCCAAGAUCGUAUGUACCAGAAAGAUCCAGUCAAGGCUAAGGCCAAACGCCGACUUGUGCUGGGGCUGAGGGAAGUCCUCAAACAUCUGAAGCUCAGAAAGUUGAAAUGCAUCAUCAUCUCUCCAAACUGUGAGAAGAUACAGUCGAAAGGUGGGCUAGACGACACCCUGCACACCAUCAUUGACUACGCCUGUGACCAGAACAUCCCCUUUGUGUUUGCUCUCAACCGCAAAGCUCUGGGGCGCAGCCUGAACAAGGCUGUUCCCGUCAGCGUGGUGGGCAUCUUCAGCUACGACGGGGCCCAGGACCAGUUCCACAAGAUGGUGGAGCUGACGAUGGCGGCCCGGCAGGCCUAUAGGACUAUGCUGGAGAACGCACGCCAGGAGCCGUUGGGUGAGCUCGGGCCCUGCGCCCCCGCCAACCCACCCAGUCAGGGCCCCAGCUGCCCUGUGGAGGACAGCCCCCUGGCCCCCGCUGGAACAGAGGAGCCACCCUACAUUCAAGUCUGGAGAAACCAUGUGGAAGCAUACAGUCGGUGUGCCCUGGAGCUGGAGGAGUCGCUGGAGGCUUCAACCUCUCAGAUGAUGAACUUGAAUUUGUAACAAGAGUUCGUUCCUGGAGGUAACCAGCAGUGUUUGUAGCUGUCCAAGAGCUGCGAGUCCUGCAGAGGGGCACUCAGUAGGCUGGUGGAGACCCUCACAAAGCCUUGGGAUGCAGCCUCGGCUCUCUGAGCACAAUAUGAGUCUGGAAGAUGCUGGACAAGGUGGUACUCAGAGUACUCUGCUGCUGUGGACAGCUGAGCCAAGUUCGUUUGUGGAAAGCAGCGGUGGGCUGAGGCGAUGUGGCUCCGAAGGCGGGGUAGUUCCACCCCGUGUUCCCAGUCCCGGUGACCCGCACAGCCCUGCAGAAGCCGUGGGGGUGGGGUACGGGGAAUACUUUUCUCAGGAUAUGGCUUUUUAGCCAGAAGAUUUGGGGAUACUUGGAGGGUCUGCUAAAAUGAGCCUCAGAGGGAAAAUCAGUUCUCUAACCUGUGACCUUUUGACAUGAAUAUUCCUUUUAUUGUUUAUUUUUCAAAGAAACAAUUUUGAAGUUCCUAAAUCUCAGUUUUGAUAAUUUACAAAUAUUUUCUUUCUUUUGUAAAUAAACAUAUUGCGAAUGUGGUUUCUCAGAGGCCAGAAGGAUAGAAGUUUACUUUCAUAUUUUCCUGUAAGUAAGAGGGCUUAUUUAUUUUGAAUAAAGAGUGAUUAUUUAAUUUCA